CCUCCGCCCUCGCCCUUCCCUCCGCGCACUCGCUCCCCGGCAGCGCUGAGGUGCGGGGCCGCCGCCGAUCCUCGCUGUCAUGGCCGCGGUGACGAGGGGCACGGCCACGCGCCGCAGCCGGCUGAAGCGCUCGGACGGCAGCACCACCUCCACCAGCUUCAUCCUGCGGCAGGGCUCAGCAGAUUCGUACACAAGCAGACCCUCAGACUCUGAUGUGUCUUUGGAAGAGGACAGGGAAGCAAUCCGCCAGGAGAGAGAGCAGCAAGCGGCGAUACAGCUCGAAAGGGCAAAGUCCAAACCAGUAGCGUUUGCUGUUAAGACCAAUGUGAGUUACUGUGGAGCUCUGGAUGAAGAUGUCCCUGUCCCAAGCACUGCCAUCUCUUUUGAUGCUAAGGACUUCCUACACAUUAAAGAGAAAUACAAUAAUGACUGGUGGAUAGGGAGGCUGGUGAAGGAGGGCUGCGAGAUCGGUUUCAUUCCAAGCCCGCUUAGACUGGAGAAUAUCCGCAUUCAGCAGGAGCAGAAGAGAGGACGUUUCCAUGGAGGGAAAUCAAGUGGAAAUUCUUCUUCAAGUCUUGGAGAAAUGGUUUCUGGCACGUUUCGAGCCACUCCCACUUCCGCGGCAAAACAGAAACAAAAAGUGACAGAACACAUUCCCCCGUACGACGUGGUGCCGUCAAUGAGGCCCGUUGUUUUAGUGGGGCCAUCACUGAAAGGCUACGAGGUGACAGACAUGAUGCAGAAAGCUCUCUUUGACUUCCUGAAGCACAGGUUUGAUGGGAGGAUAUCAAUAACCCGAGUGACGGCUGACAUUUCUCUUGCUAAGAGGUCUGUUCUGAAUAACCCAAGCAAGAGGGCAAUAAUUGAGCGGUCAAACACACGAUCCAGUUUAGCUGAAGUGCAGAGUGAGAUUGAAAGGAUCUUUGAGCUGGCCCGGUCCUUGCAGCUGGUUGUCCUGGAUGCAGACACUAUCAACCACCCCGCACAGCUUAUCAAGACAUCUCUAGCACCAAUUAUUGUCCAUGUUAAAGUGUCUUCUCCAAAGGUUUUGCAGCGACUGAUUAAAUCUAGAGGAAAGUCACAAAGUAAACACUUGAAUGUUCAGUUGGUGGCAGCUGAUAAACUUGCACAAUGCCCACCAGAAAUGUUUGAUGUAAUUUUGGAUGAAAACCAGCUCGAAGACGCUUGCGAACACUUGGCAGAAUACCUUGAGGCGUACUGGCGUGCUACGCACACCACCAGUAGCACACCCAUGACUCCUCUUCUUGGGCGAAACUUAGGAUCCACUGCACUGUCACCAUACCCUGCUGCGAUCUCUGGACUGCAGAGCCAGCGUAUGAGGCACAGCAGCCAUUCUACAGAGAACUCUCCCAUUGAGCGACGAAGUCUCAUGACCUCAGAUGAAAAUUACCACAACGAAAGGGCUCGGAAGAGCAGGAACCGCUUGUCUUCCAGUUCCCAACACAGCCGAGAUCACUAUCCUCUAGUGGAAGAAGAGUACUCUGACUCAUACCAGGACACUUACAAACCCCAUAGGAACCGAGGAUCCCCCGGAGGAUAUAGCCAUGAUUCACGACACAGGCUUUGAGUUCAAGAACCUGGGGAAAAAUAGUAUUCAUCAGUUGAUAACUUGCCAUAACGUAGCUAGGAAAAACAAUUCACCUUAAUUUGGCAGAUGUAAUGCGGUUUUACUGAGGUUACAGUCUGCUGUCAUUUGAUGUUAAGUAGGGGACAAAAGAGUUACCAUGCCCUUACGUUUAUGCCCUGUCAUAUAGAUUGUGUUUUGUUUUUUUUUUAGUACAGCAUUUACAUUUAUAGCCAUACCUUUUCUUGUCAUUAGAUAUUAGGCACAUCAGUUUGUAAUUUAGGGUACUUAUCAAGGCACUUAUAAAAUAAUUUCCUGUGCUGGAAAUUCCAAAUGACCAGUUCCAGUUGGAACCAAUUUAUAAACCAAUUCCUGUUGGAAUUUGGGUGAAUUGACUGGAAAGUCAACUUGAGCAUGUUGCAAUCAAGUGAAAAAGAUAAAAAUGAAGAAUCUGAAAAUUAGAAACCAGUAGAAGCCGGAAAGUCAGCUACAGUAUUUGUUUGCUGGAAGCUCAAUUUACAUUUACAGCUAGAAUGAAAGCAUUUUAUCCUAACUACUUACUUCCAGAAUGGCUUUUUCAGACAAACCAAAUGUAAACUAUUGAGAGUGCCAAAAUCACAAAUUAUUGCAGCCGUUACAGAAUACUUUCCAGUUUGAAAUUAUUUUUAGACCUGGCAUGAAUGUUGCAGCAAAAUGAUUUCUUUAGUUUAGCCAGUACUGACAUUUGUGUUGGGGUCAGCAGUGAUGAGCUAUGACACAGUGAGGGGAAACAGGAAAAUGAACAAACUUCAGGACAGUUUGUGUGGUUAGAGGUUGAGAAUAGUCUUUUUUUUCUCUCUCUCUCGUUUACCUGAAUACAGCUAGUAGUCCCAAAAUGUAGUAGUACCAAAACUGGUACCGAGAUACAUAAUAUUUUUUUUCUCCCAUUUAGAGUAUUCUGCCUUUUUAAAUGGAAAAUGAUACGCUUUUCUUACCCAGUGUGUAGAGAACCUACAUUCCAGUAGAUCUGAGUACCUGUAUGUUGCAACCUUCGAAAUCCGUCUCUGAAUGUCUGAAAAUUGCAGCAUCGCACAAGAGUUCUCCAGAAGAACAUCAGUUCCAAUUCCACUAAUGAAAUCUGAGGAAAGGGGACGGGGUUAAAAUCCGUAAAUGAUGAAAAGUGGAAAUAAUACAUUCAUCAGAAUUAGCAUGCAAUAAAAAUGGAGUAUCAGAAAAUAAUUGCUCACAUGUAGAGCUGACAUUUUUAAUUCAAAGAACUACGAUAAAUCCUUGGAGAUAUUGCUGCCUUAUUUCCUAUUGAUCACUUCUUUUCACCCGUUGAGUCUUCAGUUUUUUUUUAAAUAGGUCAGUUUUUGUGAGUAGGCCUUCUGUCUUACAUUAUCAGUGAAGCCUUAGAUCCAACACGACUGAAAAAAUUAACGUAAUUGACAAUUUUGUACAACACACCAACGUCUGUAAGCAGAGACUCCUGAAGUUCCACACCGCAUGCAUUUUCUAAAAUUGACAGAACUAUGCUGAACCUGCAUUUUUUAUGCAGGUUCAUGUCAAAAGUUUUUUUCAAAAAUGAGGAUCGUUGACUUUUGUAUCUGUGUAUCUUCCCCAAAGUGGGCUUUAAGAGCAUGUAGCACGAAGAGAAUUUCCUCAUUAUUAUAGUUUCUUCCACUUUCUGGACCAAUUAGCAAAGAUCACUGGUAUGUUCCACCACCACUGAGUCUGGUUAUCUUCUUGAUGUUAAAAAUGAGAAAAGUAAUUCAUCUCCUAUCUGGUACAGCCAAAAAUGACGUACAUCUCUAGCGGCAUUAGAAGAUCGUGGAUGCAUGACUGAUUUGUUAAACAGUUCUACUGCCUCAAAGGCAACCUUAAGCAUUACUAGGUGAUUCAAGUGGGCCCAUUACCAAGAAAAAUAAAUAAAUACCUGCAUCCAUUGGAGUAACAAGAGUUAAGAAUGGAUAUGACAGACCUGAUCCUGUUUGAUUUUCUCCAGCUGAAUGCCCACAGAUUCCAAAAGUGCAUUUAGGUUGAGAAAGCACAGCAAGAUCUGGUCUGGGAAUGGUAGCUACAGCUGCCUUCUCUAAUAUUUUCUGCUAUAGCACAGUGGAGCAUUCUCCAGUAGUUUUUACGAAUCUUUGUUACAUGUACAGCACACAUACCUGCAUGAGAAAGAAGGCAUUAGGCAAAACAUAUUUUCUAUAAGCUUUAAUAAGUUUCUUGUUUGUGUGCAUUAAAGUAUUAAUUGCAAAGGAUGCACUGAGAUGUAUAAAGCUAGACUAGACAGCUGUUUAUCUUUAUUCUGUAGUAGCAUUAGGGAUCCGAUCAUUUAACUGCUUGAAGAUAUUUGCAUUUUAAUGGCAGGUAGCUGUGAAGCACCUGCAUAUAUUUUCUAGUAAACAAGGUUACUGCUUUAUCAUUUCCUAGACUAAAAUGUCAUUUAUUUCUAGAGCCUUUUGGAGCCUUGUUUUUAAGUCUUCCAUGUCAUGCUACUAAAGGGAAAGAAAGACACAACGCAUAGGCAUAAAUUCCAUCACCUGCAGCAUCCGAAGUGCCAAAACUACUUUCUUUGCUCUAAUAGAAACAAGCUUGCGAGGGACAUCAUGUAUUGUCUUGAAAGAACCCCACUGAGAUCCUUUAUUCUAUGAGUUUAAGUUUACUAUUGUGUGUAAUUAAUUUACCCUCUUCGCUCCCAUUGCCCACUCCAUUUUAAAUAUAAGAAAUGAGUUAGAAAAGAUCCAGCAGAUCUCAUUGCUCGGUGUUUUGUUUUUUUUCUUUGAAGAUAGGUAUAUCCUUAAGCAUAAAUAUACUGAACGUGCUAGUAGAUUAUUAAUUUAUUCUAGAUACGAGCUACUGGAACUCUUUCAUUUUACAGAAUCAAUUAUUUUUAGGAAACACGGUAAUCAGUAAAAGCUGCAAUGUUGAUCAGGACAUGUUAACUCAUAGUAUUUGUAUUAGAACCUCAGCAAUGCUAGCCAGCUGUAUUGUGGUUUAUUACGCAAUGGCGCUAUAUACAACUGUGAAGUUCAUGUAUUCCUCAAUGAAUACGCGUCAUUUUCCAGUCCUCAUACCAUUUCUUCUGACUAUUAAAAUAUUAUUAAGUAAAGAUCGGGGUUCUGUUCCUCAGCUCUGGCUUACACAGAGAGUUUUAGAUGGCUUUUUGUUACCUGUUUGUUUUUUUUUUCAUUGGGAAGCUUGGAUUGACGAUAGUUCAGCCAGUGAAAGUGAUAUGACAGUCUUAACAUCCAAAGACAAUAUAAGGCAGUGCGUUCAUAUGUUUUGGAUGAAUUAACAAAAUAUUUUAAAAAUCUUGAAGCCACUUUAAAGACAAUUCAUUGUUAAAUUCCUAACUUAAAAUAUUUCCUUUUUGGCAAGUUGUAUUUAGCAGAUGUACAGGGUCAUUUACUGGCCAUGUAGCUGAACAUUUAUCCCAUGGGAUCUGCAACUCACAACUGACAAUGUUUCUGCAGUGAGUAGAUUAUGAAAUUGCUGUCCAAAGGAACACAAUUAAAGCUAUUCUAUAUAAAAUUGUAGUUUAUAAACAGUGGGCCAGAUUCUAUGAUGGUUUUCUAAACAUUAGACCUGGUUAAAAUAAUUUCCUCUGCUUGAGAACUAAUAGGGCAGCGUGGCCCUACACCUAGAUAUUACCUUGAGAAAUCCUCUUAGCCCUAGAUUGUGUACGUGAUGAGCAAGAGUAGCUCCUGAAGCACGCCCUGGCUGGGAUCACAUGUUUCAGGCUGCUCUGCUGGACCCAGGUGCACUGGGUAUGGUGGGGUGGGAGGUGGCUCUGGGGCUCCAGCAGGCGUCCAUACACAGCAUGCUGGUGCUGGCUUUCUGCAAAGAGAAGCAAUGUUACUGGUUUUUCUCUAGGUUUGAAGGCUUAUUCUGGAGUUGAUAGUUGGGGUUGUCAUCUUCAGUGCCCCUUGCUUUUAAAAUAAUUUUUAACACAUACUUGUGAGAGCGAAAAUUGCAAACAGGAGGAAUGGUGGCUGUAGGAGCAACGAGGUGGUGACGGUUACUUGAGAUGUGCACAGGCCCUUAGCUUAUAGUUCAGUUUGACUGCAAAUCUUCUGAAUCCAGUUUGGUCUCAGUACUAUGGGCUCCUCUGAAACCUCUCCCAAUCACUGUACCGAUACGGCUCUAACAUUCUCAAAAUAAUAUUGCUAAUUUCAGUAAUGAGGGCUUUCCUGAGUCAUUUUUGCUUUAAGAAUAUCUUGAAAGUGACUGGUAGAUUUUGUUGCCCGAGUUCAGCACUUGUGAAGCUUGGCCUUGAUUCCAUGGUCUUCAUUUGUUUAAAGCAAAAGUAGACACCACGAAGAAGAAAAAGAAUCAGACGCAGAUUGUGUAAAGUGUCAGUUAUACUAAUCUGUUUUCUCUCCUAAAAGUCAUUACUAUAAAAUUGAGUUACAUUCCCCAGUUGGUUUUAAUGCAAGUUUAGAUACAUGAGGCUGCAGUUGCCUCUCCUUCCUUCAAACCUGACUUCUCCAAAGAGUAUCAGGACUGCAAGGCACUGCAAUGUGGCCAGCUCUAACUUGGGGGAAAAAAUGAGGCCAAAAGAGAGUACAUUCCUUCACCGGCAGUCAUCUGAAUAAUGUUUGUUGGGUUGCUAUUCAAAUCCAGUCUAUUUUACAAAGAAAAAUAAAGGUACAUAUGUCUUUAAAAGUACAGGGACAUUUUAAUAAUGUUGUAAAAUCCAUGUAAGGUAUUAAUUUAAAAAAAAAACAGCUGAAGAUUCUACUCAGCAUCAAAACCUUUGUUAAGCUGGAGACAGAGAUGUUUUUCCUGGUGCACAAUCCAUUUCAGAAGUCCAGAGAUACAUUCCAAGCGAAUCCAUGCAGAAGGUUUGGGAGAAGGUAGAAAUUAUUUGGAGACUAAUAAGAGUGCGUCAUUCAUUUCAUGAUUCAUAGCCAAUUCCUUUGAAGGUGGUGAAGCUGGGAGUAGCAUGGGCUCGGUCUGUGGUACUUCCAGGCUUGCAUUCUGCCCCAGGUUUCUUGGCAGUGAGUUACUCUGUGGGCUGGGCCCUACAGACACCUGCUGCUGGGCACAGUGCUAUUACUGUCUUGUCCGAGAGUCAGUACGGUCAGGUCUGACCAUAAAUGUCACAUACUGCUUAUCAUAUGCCUUACAAAUGUUUCCUGAAGUACAAAAUAAAAUAAGCUGAAUGCCAGAGUCCCCUUUGAUAUUACUUCUGCUCUGCGUAAGCAGUAGCAAAUCAAUAUAGUGAGAAAACACAUUGUACAAUACAGAAUAAUAUAUUUUGCCAAUCGUGUAAAAACAGAGCAAGGGAAAAGAAGCACAUUUGUAAUAGCACAAAUUUACAGUAAUUCCACUGUUGCAUUUGGCAUUGUGUUUUUAAAAAAAAAUAGGUAGAUAUUUUGAUCCAGCGUUAAUGUAUUUAUUGCAUUUUCGAUCCGUUUAACUUGUUGCCUGAUAUUUAAGCAUUUUCCUUCUAAGGCCUUGCAUUUUGCAUAUGACUUGAUUUUUCAAUAACUUCUAUUCCUUCCGUAUUAACUAAUGAGGAAAGAACCUUUUAAAAUUACAAAAUACCCUGUCUUCAUUUCUGCUGACUUCCUCCUCAGAACUGAAAUUCCAUAAAAACAAGCAAACUUCUAAUUCAGUGCAUAGAUUUUGGCGUCUGACUGAUGAAUGCAGCACUCCUACCCGAGCAGCCCAAGGUCUGGAAGGUCUGGAAUGAAAUUUCCCAGCGAGCUCUUGGGGCCGUAACGCUGCACGCCGCUGUGUGCCAGGUCAGGGACGUGGGGGAGAGAAGAACGUUGCGCCCAUAUUGCUGUGGGAGGGUCAGCCCUAAACUGCCACUGAUAAUGCUGUGAAUUCACAGCUGAAAGGACAGCGGGGUUAGGAAAUGCCUGCUCAGGGCCAGGGUGUGCUGCUAUUCGAAGCAGGUCUGAUUCUCCUCUCGUGCAGACAAAGUCGGUGAAAUUGCACAAGAACGGCGUGGGAAGAGAAUCGGACAAAGUGCAAUUCUAUGUGUGCACGAGAAGCAGAGGGGUAAAUAAAGGUGAAUACUGUUCAAACUGCAAACCGUGGACCUUGGGCUUUUCAGUUCCCAGAAAAUCUGUUUCUCACCCGAACUAGUUCCCAGCGCCAGCUUGGCAGUGCUUCCAGCCCAGCCGGGAGCCAGUUCGGAGUCACUUUGGUAAAGACAUGGCUGCCUUUACUCAAAAAUGAGACCCACAGAUUUAUGUUUCCUGUUCUGCUGAUUUGCCCCUUUCGGUUUUUACUUAUAGAUACUGUAUGUGUAGCAUUCUACAAGGCAUGCUGGGUAAAAUAUACUAUGCAAAUGUGUACAGUGUUGCAUGCUUUGCUCUCCCUCUGCUUUUAGUGGCUUUCAAAGAAAAAAAAAAAUGUGUUGUUAUUUUUGUGAUCAGAAUCAUUUAAAAAAGAAAAUGCAGACUGCAUGCUGUUAGUAUCCUCAUUUCUAUGGAUUUGUUUUACGGAAUUUAGAUGUACAAAAAUGAACUGCAUUACAGUAACUUUUCUACAAUAAAUCAAAAACUACAAACAGCA
This is a messenger RNA of Numida meleagris (helmeted guineafowl), 8101 nucleotides long. RefSeq names its product calcium voltage-gated channel auxiliary subunit beta 4 (gene CACNB4). The record is from RefSeq and is a predicted model, not a curated record. The coding region runs from base 80 to 1588 and encodes 502 amino acids. Gene Ontology annotation, biological process: chemical synaptic transmission; calcium ion transmembrane transport; regulation of voltage-gated calcium channel activity. Gene Ontology annotation, molecular function: protein binding; high voltage-gated calcium channel activity. The transcript has 14 exons. NCBI's taxonomy places the organism in Eukaryota, Metazoa, Chordata, Aves, Galliformes, Numididae. Gene Ontology annotation, cellular component: voltage-gated calcium channel complex.